AAAUCGCGAAUUUGAUAGAAUUCAGUAUAUUCGAGGAACUUGUUCAUAUUAUCGAAACUAUGAUAAAAUAUGAUAAAAAUGGACCAUUUUAUUAUAUAUUGUGUGAGUGUGUAUUUGCAGAACAAGGAUAAUUCGCGAUUUAAAGUUUUCGUGAAACUUUAUGCUUUUGUGAAGUGCAUUUAGAUACAUAUAUUGGUAGUAUUAUCGUCAUUUUUUGGUUAAAUGAUUAUUUAUUUGAGUGAAAACUGAGAAAAAUAAAUAAUAACAUCGUGUUCUCGCAUAAAUCUUUGUAAAAAAUAAGAAUGAUCCAGGAAUCUCUGUUAAUUUUCUCUCAAUCAAUGCUUCAAAGGAAAUCCUUGCGAUUGACGCGGUUGAUUGAAUGUCAAUAUGCUAAUUUCGAAGAUCAGAUUUCAGAUAUCGGCUGGAAACCUACAUUUAAAAAAUAUUUUCUUCCGUAUCAUGGAUUUUUUUUUUAUCAAAGAUUUCAUUCAAAUGAAAUUUCUUAUUUUAUUUAAUCUUCUUAUUAGCUUUUUAAGAAAAUUUUCGUCAGAUUAAUUUUUCAGCACGUAAUCAAAUAAAUCUAGAAACAGGAAAUUAUUUUCCUGAGAUAAUGCUCGAAUAGUUUGUUUCAAAGUAACAAUUGGCAUUCAAAAUUGCAAAAGUAAAGAAUGUCAUGUUUUAUUAAUUUAUUUUAUGAUAUUUUAUUCUUUUUUCUCAAGAUUUAUGUUGUUAUUUAUUAUAUUUCCUUUUCAUUGAUUUUAACGUUGCGCUUCAACGUAUAUAUCUGAAUCUAUAUAUGAAUAAUAAAAAGUGAAAUUUGAAUUACAACUGUCAUACAUUAAGAAAAAAAUCUUUUCGCUUUCUUAAACAUAAUUCUGUAAUAAUGCAAGAUAAAGUUUUAAAUUGAAAAGUAUUCAGAAUUUAAGAUUUUAUCACCCAAUAAAAAUUUUCAAACAAAAUGGAAAAGUGCUGAAACUUUAAGAACUUUAAGAAUUCAUUUUAUUCAUAAUUAUAAUAAUUCAUUAAGUUUUACAUAGACAUAAAUUUUCAUUAAAACUAUAUUUUUCUGUUCGAAUAUUUUCAAGAGCUAUUAUAUGUUUAACUGUUGAGCAUAUAAUUGAACUGUUAACAUUGUUGACAUGGAGAAUACGAAACACCGGAAGUCGAGGGAAUACUCACACUAAAGUAGUUCUCGCCCACUGGUCUUUAUAAACUUUGAACACGAGGAGCAUAGUCAAACUGGAAUAUCAUCAACAAAUUUCCAAGGCUCAAGGAUUCUUUUCGAUUUCGAUAUUGUCCUAUAAUUCCAUCGAACAAUGCAAUUUAAAGAACAAUAAAAGAUUGGAUGGUAAUGAUCACGAUGAGAAAUAUGAUUCAAGAAUGAAAGAUCCAAAUUAUCUAUAGCAAAUUAACCAAAAAAAAAAAGAAAAGAAAUAUGAUUGCAUGAAGGAAAAGAAGUUAAAGAACCAAAAUUCAGAAGAUUUCAAUUAAUUUAGAGUGUGAUCACGAGAGAAUUGGGCGGAGGAUAGAAAAUGGCGGCAUACAAGUUAUCCGGAAGGGCUCGUUCAGAUUCCUCGGUGAAAUAAGGAGGAACGAAUCAUCGUAUCGUAUCGACAAGCCUCCAAGGAUAAUCAACCACGAGACGUGUCUUGACUUUUCGAGUGUCCAAGAAACCCCGUAAUGAACCCCGGUCCAUCGUUACACCUGUUGCAUGGCAAACUACUUCCCCCUUGAUCCUCGAAAUUCUUCGAUCGAUCGAAAGAAACGUCGAAUGGCGGGCGAGAGGAAAGCUUGAUUCGAUGGAACGAGCGACGCUCCAAGUUUCGAUCCAAUCGGAAUGUAGGAUGAAAUGAACGAUUUAAUCGAACGAUUCGGAGCAAGAGAGAGGAAAAGAGCGCGCGAGGGGGAGAGAGAGAGGGCAAGAUGAUCGACGGAGUGAAUGUGACAGAGACACGAAUAUGCCGUUUUCAGGAAGAUCUCGAAAUACUGGAGGAUCCUCGAAUACCGCCGUUGAAACGAAUCAGCUACGGCAUUGUUCUGCCUACCAUCUGUUGCUUCGGCAUCGUUGGAAAUAUUUUAAAUCUGAUAGUCCUUACCAGGCGCAACAUGCGAGGAACCGCUUACAUCUACAUGAGGGGUUACUCGGCAGCAGCGCUGCUCGCGCUUCUUUUCUGCAUCCCUUUUGACAUGAGAGUUCUUAUCCAUAAAGGGACAGGCAGAUGGAGCAGUUGGAUACAAGCUUUCUAUCACACUCACCUCGAGCUCUUCUUGGGGAACGGUUGUUUGGGAGUUGGAGUUAUGAUGCUGCUAGCUUUGACAGUGGAACGUUACGUUAGCGUUUGUCGGCCUGGUCAGCACACUCGUCCACUGUGCGGCCCUCCCCAUUUAACCGUGGCCCUUAUUCCCCUCGCCACGUUCCUAGUUUAUCUGCCAAAUGUGUUCCGGGAAGAAGUGGCGACUUGCCUCCUGGCGCUUGGCGGGCCUGUUAUUUAUCAGAAGAGGGAGAAUCACUCCUAUCUCGACUCGUUGUUUUAUCAAGUGUACAAAGUGGUAUUGGAAAUCGUUUUCAAAGUAGCACCGACGAUACUUUUGGCCGGUUUCAAUCUUCGAAUAAUGGUGGUUUAUCGACGAUCCUGCGAACGUCGUCGACGGAUGACGCUGUCCAGGACGACGAGCAACGACGAAGAUUCGAGAACGUUCGCGGAAGAAAAGAGGCUCGUGCUUCUUUUAGGGAGUACCAGCAUCUUGUUCCUCGUCUGCGUUAGCCCUAUGGUAAUUCUCAAUGUCACAUUGAGGGAAAGCAAUCUCAGCCACUAUCCUUACCAGGUAAUCUUCCAAAAUGCUUAUUUUUUUUAUCAAGAUGCGAAAUACGAUUACAAGCAAUGAGAUUAAAAUAUGAAAUAUAAUCCACAAGUUACAAUUGCAAGAAGAAACAAAUAAUAAUUAUUGGAGCAUCUACUGUUCAUCCAGAGAUAAAUCUGUUCAUGAUCCCUUCUAAUCUUUUCAUUAAGAUUACUUUUAUCUCGAUCUUACAGGUAUUUCGCGCCCUG
Molecule: messenger RNA, 3050 nt
Organism: Apis mellifera (honey bee)
Lineage: Eukaryota; Metazoa; Arthropoda; Insecta; Hymenoptera; Apidae
Product: probable G-protein coupled receptor B0563.6
Exons: 8
Coding region: 1924-2886 (320 amino acids)
Biological process (GO): G protein-coupled receptor signaling pathway
Cellular component (GO): membrane
Molecular function (GO): G protein-coupled receptor activity
Source: RefSeq, a predicted model, not a curated record